Molecule: messenger RNA, 4022 nt
Organism: Aedes aegypti (yellow fever mosquito)
Lineage: Eukaryota; Metazoa; Arthropoda; Insecta; Diptera; Culicidae
Product: myosin heavy chain, striated muscle
Exons: 6
Coding region: 330-3809 (1159 amino acids)
Source: RefSeq, a predicted model, not a curated record
AAAUAGUUCAGUCGUCGCGAUUGCUCAAACACGAAAAGAUCGAGAGGAAAACCGCGCCGUUGCGUGGUCGAGUUUUUCCUUAUUAUUUUUGCAGCACGAAUUGAAUUCGAAAUUCACAAUUCAUUCACAUUGGCUGGCCGAGGUACCAGAAGUCGAAACCGCGCUCGUUCGUUUUUCAAUGAUUUAAUAAUAAUCGUUCCGGGAAAAGUUUGACUCGACAACGGUAGCGGAAAAAAAAACGAAUAAAUAUUAGUCAGCUGCAGUCCAAACGAGUGGAUAUAGUGCAAAAGGGCGAUUAAUUAUCCGAGUGGAAAAAAGGGGCGAGAAAAAUGGGUAGUUUUCAGUCAACGCAGCAUGACCGGGAAAGCGUAGAUGAUGGAGGAGGUGGCGAGACCACGAGACAAGAACAUGAAACCGAUGUUGGUAGCAGCAGUUCGGAUAUGUUUGAUGGUGAAAGUUGUGCAACAAUAGGCCGUAAAUCAGAGGGACACGCGAUAAAUAACGAAACUCCAAAUGAAAGUCGUAAACCUAGUGAGGACUCGAGUCCUGAUGGGUUUGAGUCGUGCGAUGGAUCAGAAAAGUGUCGAGAGUUGGCCGAGUUCCGCGAGGAACUGGGUAAAAAACGUGAACUGCGAAAAUCGAAAAUGGCUGAUAUCAAACGAGAGAUGGAUAAGCUGAGACAGGACUUGGCAGAGGAGAAAGCCAAGAACCGUGCUCUCAUACGAUUCAUCCAACAGAAUCAAGAGCAAACAAAGGGCGCAUCGGAAGUCACAACAAGCGGCGUCGAGGAAAUUACCUUCUCUGUAAACGAAGCCACGGAAUCGUGUCACAACGACACGGAAAAUCACACAGAACAAAGCAAUUCUAGCCCUAACUGCAGCACUACCACACCACCAGCCCAAGAUGAUCUACGCCUCGGAUUAAAAUGUGAUCUGGCUGAGUCACAGCUACAGCUUCAAGAAGCAAACAGUCAGAUCCUGUCGCUUCAGUCCGUGAUAGACCAGCUAAGAACGCAGAUUCAAACACUUCAGACGCCCAGCGAAGAAGAGGAAGCCGCCCGAACUGCACGGAACAAAGAAUUUCGCCAUCUACAGGCCGAACUUGCAGACUCGCAGUUCCAGCUGCAGAUAGCGAACGCCGAAGUGCUUUCGCUCCAGACCGAUAUUACUCAACUGAAAAAUCAAAUCAAAGGACUAAAGGACGUUAUCAAAGCCGGCAAAGAGAUCAUCCACAUCAGGGAGGACCAAGUGGAACAACUUAAGGCGAAGUUGCGCCAGAUCGAGGACUCGCUGCACGAGCGGGAGGUGCAAAUUAUGUCCACCGAUCUUCGCCGCGAGUACGAACGACAAAUGGCCAACAUCCGCAAUCUGCGCGAACUUUACGAGGAACGGGAACGUGUCUCCCGAAUGGAGCGUGACAAUCUGCUGCGACAGCUGGAGCUGCGUAAAAACGACCUGGAAGCCGAACAGGAAAAGAACAAAAAUCUCGAAUCACAUGUCGCCAGCCUGCAAACAGACUUGGAAACGAUGAAAAACGAGCUGGUUCAAACACAGGAAAAGCUAAGCCAAUCCACGCUAGAGUCCGAGCAGCUGCACGCCGAAAUGACCGUUGUAAAUCAAUUCAUAUCCAAGUUUCUUCUGGGGAUGAACCGCAAGCAAACGACCAAUAGCGUUAAGCUAGACAAGCUGACCGAAGUGCUAGCCGAGAAUCGCGGUCUGCUGAUAGACAUGACCAAAGAGGAAUCGGAAACUAUCGAUUUGGGCGCGUUCUUGCCACGAGCCCUCUACGAUCUGGUGGCCGAAGUGGACGAAGAGUCCGCCGCUACUGAUGAAAGCGAGUGCUCCGAAGAGGAUGGGGCAUUCAACGAAGUGCAGACUGCUUCGCCGGAACAGAUUGCUGACAAGCUGCCAAAAGUUUGGCGGGUGCUGAUUGAGUUGGUGAAUCACCAGGAACGGGUGCAACAGGUUCCAUUCGUGGAGAAUGGCGAAAGCGAAGAAUGCCUCAAGACAGAACCAACGAAGAAUGGAUCGAAAACAGUGGUUAGCGUCAGCAAAACGUAUCUUAAAUUGAAGGAUCUAAUUCUGGAGAAAAAGGCUCUCAAAAAGGAAACGAACCGCUUGAAGACACUUAACACCCACCUGGAACGCCGUUUGGAAACGCAGGAAAAGCGUCUCAGUGCAGUGAGUUUGGAGUUGACUAAAACCUGGCACCUGGUUGGCAAGAUGCAGCGCCAACAUCGUCAACUGCACACUCAGGAGCAAAUCCUACGCUAUCACCUGCAGCAAAAGCGACGUCUUCUCAGUGAACUGAAGGAAGAACUGGAAUACUGUCGCCUCAAGUGGAGUGCCGCUCGCCAGAAGAACAUCGAAUCCGAAGACCAAUGGAAAACGUUGAAGGCCGACUUCGCCGCGCGCAAGAAGCAAGAUUCGUCGAACAAUUCGGGUGAGAGCGGCUACAGCGAUGAGCAACCGACCGACGACGAAGACGAAGAUUAUCUGCACGGAGAUAAGCCGUCGAAGAAACAUCUGAGUAGGAUGAUCAAUUUCGAACGGUGCAGAAGUUCCUCGUUAACGAACGUUUUACAAGUGGCACUGGAGUUGAGAAAGUGCUACAGCGAGUCCGAUAUGAAAUCGUUGCAUAAUGUUGAGAGAGCCAAUCAGUUUUGCAAUGAGAAGAUCGAAGAUUUGCCAAUAUUUCCGGAGGAGAUGGUCUGCCCAGUGAAGAAGAAAGCAAAGAAACCUAAGAAGAAGAAAGAUAAGCGAAGUGGACCGGAAACCGCGGAGGAUAUGUUUAGGAGACUGGCUGGUUUGGAUCAGGAUACUAAUGAAGAGGAAGAUGAUGAUGAUGAAGAAGAUGAUCAGGAUGAGAUCAGCGAUGAUUCCGAAUGUUCUGAGAUAGAAAAAAUCGAACAACGAGAAUCCAGUCCACCUAAAGAACCCGAGAUGAGUAGUGAGGAAUUGUUUAACAUGAAACGGGAAGCUCGACUGAAACGAAUGGCAGAGUUAAACUCCAGACUUGAUACUUAUUCAAAUCCGAGUUCUGUAAAAGAUGUCGUAAGCGGUAUUAGCGAAGAAGAUCAGGUAGAAGCGGGGCCGUCUAGAGUACUUACCAGCACUGAGGAAGACUAUCUUCAACGAAGAGCUGCUCGAUUGGAAAGACUCGAGAGAGAAGCUAGAGAAUUUAGAAACAAAUUAUCUCGCACCGUAAACCGAGGAAGUGCUAUUUCAGCUCAAAUCGAUGAAAUUCACAACGGUUUCAUAGCUAGACAAUCUGAAUCUCCCAUUCCUGGGAGCUCCUCAGAGAACAGAUCUGCGACAGCGAAAUCGAACGAUGUUCCUCCAACAGAUUUAACGGUUCUGAGUGAUCGGGAAAGAGAAUACACUCAGAAUAGAUCCGAUCGUCUGCAGUCAUUAGAAGAUCAGAGCCAAGCCUUGCUUCAACAAAUGAAUCGAGCGUUGAAGAGAGGUUCUAGACUCACAACGCAACUAGAUAUGCUGCAUUCUCGAUAUAGCAGUAGUGAUCAAAAUAAUGCUAGUACAUCGGCAGAAGCUACUGCUAGCGAUCAACCAUGUGCCUCAACGAGUCCAGUCCAGAAUGUCGAAGAAAAUUUGCUUCCCGAGCCAGAAACGAUCGACACGCUUCUACUGGAAAAUUCUAUCGUUAUCCCUGCAAAUGGUCCUCUUGAAUUGAUUCUAAUCUCUGAUGAAGAAAUACUCGAAGAAGUAGAUGAACUUCUGCCUACUCCCAGUAGCGCUACCUCAACCCAAGAAAAUCAACACGAAGACAACGAUCGUGAUUCACAAUCAUAAUUACACUACAUAAAUUGCGCUCUACCCAUAAGAAAUGUCAUUCAACCUAUCCCAUCAAAAAGACAUGUCCACCAGAAUGUCGUCAAACCUUAGAUAGAUCGUUUCAAUUGUUCGCACUUUGUACCAAUGUCGAAACUACUACUGUGUUAAAAAUGUAUAAUAAUAUGUAAUAAAUAAAAUAUGUGAAAAAAAGAUAAGACUCGCUUAACAGAA